AAUCUUAUGACUGUUAUUAUUUUAUAAUAAUUUUGAUUUUUUAUCACUUCUUGCCUCGAUAUUGUAAACUCUCCAGAUUUGAAUCAGGAACUCUCCUCAUUUCUUCGCUUCUCUCUUCUCUAUAUUUGUCUCUGUUCUUUUGUUUGUAAAUUGUAAGCCAGGUUGUUCUUCUUCAAAAUCUCCACUUUUUUGCAUUCCAUUUCUUUAAAGUUGAAUCCUCUUCAACUCUUUCAUGCUGCUGUUGAAAUCCAUAAGUUGCUGAGAAUUUUCACUUUCCUUGUGAUGAUGGGUCACAAGCAUUUGCACGAGUUGCUCGAGGAGAAUCAAGAGCCAUUUCUUCUGAACAAGUACAUUGCCGAUAGGCGUUGUCAACUGAACAAACCGUCACCUUUAACUCAUCUCCAGAUCAAGAAACGAAAACCCGUCUCCCGAAACUCCAACUCCCCUUCAAGUUCCUGCAAAAACGCUUGCUUUUUCUCCAGGAAGUCUCCGUUGUUCGAGUUGGCUUCCCCUGGUACAAGCCCCUGCAGAAGCCCCAACGCCAUUUUCCUUCACAUCCCAGCUAAAACGGCUGCUCUUCUCCUCGAAGCCGCUCUCAGGAUUCAAAAGCAAUCUUCAUCGAAAACCAAACACAACGGCGGCGCUAGUUUUGGGUUCUUAAGUUCCAUCCUGAAGAGGCUAACGCACCGCAAUAGAAACCGUAGGCGUGAAAUAGCUAACGACGGAGCAAAAGUUUCAGUCAAGGACAUAUUAAACAGGGAUCCAACAGUGGCCAAAAACAAUCCAAGUCGAACGAAAAUGUCUUCAUCGGAAGACAAGAGUGGUUACGGAAUGGGGUUUUCAUGUUCAUACAAUGGUAGGCCAAGCAGCGCUGUUUGGUCGGAAAGCAAUGAAGAAAAAUCCUUGGAUACCUCAUGUAGCUGUAGUCAAUCCGAGGAUUUCGAAGAGAUUUUAAUGUCGUCCAGAGAUGUUUUAGGGAACAAUCCAGCCUUCUCUUCUUGCGAGAGCCCUUUUCAUUUCGUGCUCCAAAAAAACCCUUCUUUUGGGCACCGGACACCCCUCUUCUCUUCCCCGGGGACGUCCCCCGAAAAACAGGACGAGGCAAAUCACGAAGUAGAGAGAUUGAAGAAACUGCAAGUAGAAGAGGAUGAUGAAGAGAAAGAACAAUGCAGUCCAGUAUCUGUGCUGGACCCUCGGUUCGAGAACGAUGACGACGAUAGACACGUGAAUGACUGUGAUGAAAACGAUGGUUUCGAUCUUGAAUGCAGCUAUGCGGUCGUACAAAGAGCAAAGCAGCAGCUACUGCACAAACUUCGUAGAUUCGAGAAACUGGCUGGAUUGGAUCCGAUUGAGCUCGAGAAGAUAAUGUUAGAAGAAGAUCAAGAUGACGAUAACGGUGGAAUUUGCAUCGUUGAAGAAGAGGAAUCCGGAAAUGAAUCUAUUUCAUCCGAUGUUGAAACGAAUGUUGUUGGCUUUCUCCAAGUUCUUAACUCAAGCUUCCGCAAUCCGAGACAUGUCCCGGAAGGAAUGAAAAGGCUGGUAACCGAUCUCAUCGCCGAGGAAGAGACAGAACAAAGCGGCAACGUCGAUAGACAAGCGGCAAUCAAAAGGGUUUGCCAGAGGCUGGAGUCAUGGAAGGAGGUGGAAUCAAACACCUUUGACAUGAUGGUGGAACAAGAUUUGAGAAAAGAGCUGGAUUGUUGGAAAAGACAUCAAGUGCAAAUGAGAGAGAUGUCAUUAGAAGUCGAACACACCAUCUUCGGAUUACUGAUGAAAGAAAUAUCGGAAGAGCUAGUUUCGUUAACCAGAGCUUGAUCGGGAACAUACUUUGAAGCUGUUACGAUGAUGCCGAGCACAGCCUGACUUGCUCGUUAAGUAAUAGAACUAAUUAGAAAGAUGUAAUGGUGAAAGGAGGGCAUCAUGUAUAUGCAAUCAUGUAUUUAGAGAGGGUUCAAUGGUGUCUAGAUGGUGGCAUUAAUGA
Hibiscus syriacus is the source of this 1981-nucleotide messenger RNA. RefSeq lists its product as uncharacterized. The transcript has 3 exons. Lineage: Eukaryota; Viridiplantae; Streptophyta; Magnoliopsida; Malvales; Malvaceae. The record is from RefSeq and is a predicted model, not a curated record. Bases 283 to 1815 code for a protein of 510 amino acids.